Molecule: messenger RNA, 1746 nt
Organism: Dovyalis caffra
Lineage: Eukaryota; Viridiplantae; Streptophyta; Magnoliopsida; Malpighiales; Salicaceae
Source: the annotation of a GenBank genome assembly
AUGGGACGCAAAACGAGGAGGAAGCACAGAGAUGACACCCCCACAUCUUCAUCAAGCUCCUCCGACGAAGACACCGACUCUUCCAGCGAGAGGAAGCGGCGGCGGCACCAUCGGGGUAGAAGUGAGGGGAGUUCGAGGAAAGAGAAGGAGAGGAAAAGAGAAAAAGAAGAGAAGAGAAGAAGAAGAAAAGAUAAAGAUAAAGAGAGGAAGAGAAGGAAAUCGAAGAAGAGAAGAGAUUAUGAGUCCGAAUCGCCAGCAUCCGGUACCGGUUCGGAGGGGAGGGAGAUUGAGAGAGUUCGGGUUAACCCGGGAGAUGUAGUUAAAGAGAUGUUGAUUGCGUUUCCUAAUGUCGGUGGUGACUUGAAACAGCUUCUGCAAAUGAUUGAUGAUGGACAAGCUGUUGACAUAAAAGGGAUAUCUGAAAGGUCUUUGAUCAAGCAUUUGAAGAAACUUUUUAUUUCGUUAAAUCUCAAGGAAAAUGGUGAUAGAGUUUUCUUGUUGCCUCCAAAUGUUUGUCCUACUUUGGAGGUUAUUGGACCCCUGAUCGAAGCUCGUGUGGAGUCCAAAGAGCAACAGCUCGAACAUUCUAUUACAUCAAAUGAUGUGGAUUCUAUACCACCAGAUGUAGAACAUAAACAAGAAACAGAUGACAGUCAUGUGGCAAUGCCAUCUUCAAGAGAUGAUGCUUCUGCUCCUAGGAGAAGGGUGAUUGGCCCUGAAAUGCCAUCAGCUGAGUUACUUGCUGCUGCUGCAAAACUAACAGAAGCACAAGCUGAGCUUAGAGAAGCUGAGUUGGAGGAAGACACUGAACUAUUCAUAGGACCUGCCCCACCUGCUAUGGUUGCCGAAGCUGCAUCAGCAAAUGAAGCAGAGCGAUUUGAAGAGGUCACAAGAAUUAUGGACGUUGUCGGUGACUCUCUGUAUGAUGUUGUAGGAGUGAAUCGAAACAUGUCUGCUGAGAACAUAAAGAAAAGGUACUGGAAGCUGUCACUUUUGGUGCAUCCAGACAAGUGCUCUCAUCCUCAAGCCCACCAAGCAUUUGUCAAAUUGAAUAAAGCUUUUAAAGACCUACAAGAUCCUGAAAAGAGGAAACUGCUGGAUGAUGAAAUUAAACGCAAGGAGGAACAGGAAGCAUUUAAGGCUGAAUUGCGAGCCAUGCGUGAAGCUGCACAAUGGAGGAGAUUGCAAGGUAUAUCUAUGGAGGGGGAUGAUGAACUCCUGGCAGAAAUUGAAGUUAAAGUAGCACCAACCAGGGAUGAAUGGAUGACAACAUUGCCUCCUGAAAGGAAACCUGGUGGUAUGCCCAUGCAAUCUAAAAGUUUCAGCAAGACCACUAAAGAAGGACGUGGUGAUACUAGUGUUUGGACAGAUACCCCUUCAGACAGAGCGCAGAAAGCAAAGACGAAUUACUUGGAAGCAUACAAUGAAGCCGCAGCACUUGCUUCAAAUGUAGAGGAAAAGCAACGGGCAAAUGCAGAUGCAGAUUUGGUGGAUAAAUACAAUAAAGCUAAACGAUCUAAAUCUUUGGUUCAAAAGCACCAAGAAGACGCCUCAGCCCGUUCAAAGAAAAAAUCCAAGCAGCAGCCAGAGAAGGAAGAGUGGGCAGGGCAACAUCCAUGGAAGCCUUGGGAUCGUGAGAAGGACCUAGUAGCCGGAAGGCAACGUGUAAACUUGGAUUCAGAGAACAUGACUCAGGGUUUGUCUUCCAGAUUUUCAUCAGCAAAUUUUCAGAGGAACUUCCUUUAA